Messenger RNA from Adineta steineri, 1026 nucleotides. Lineage: Eukaryota; Metazoa; Rotifera; Eurotatoria; Adinetida; Adinetidae. The record is from the annotation of a GenBank genome assembly.
AUGACUGAUCCAUUAAUCUCACUUGGUGCUCAGUUAACUCGAAUUACUCUUCCCAUGAUCAUUAUUAUGGGUGUUGUAGGUAAUUCACUUAAUAUUGCUGUACUUCUACGUCCUGUAUUUUAUUCUCAUGCUUGUUCUCGUUAUUUACUUGCUGCAUCUAUCAAUAGUGUAAUUUAUUCAAGUGUUGUACUCAUUUAUCAGCUACUAGUGACUGGCUAUCAACUUGAUCCAAGUACUAUUUCAAUAAUGAUUUGCAAAGUUAUGACAUAUGUAUUUCAUGUUACUGCUUACAUUUCACCUUACAAUAUAGUAUUUGCUUCAAUGGAACGAUAUUUUUCCAGUUCAACAAGUGUUUAUCUACGAAAUUUUAGCAGUAUUCGUAUUUCACGUUGGAUAAUUGGAUGUAUUGUUGGUUUUUUUAUACUUUUUGGUAUUAAUACAUUUGUUCUGAUUACUGCCAAUCCAAAUAAUGGCCUUGGAUGCCAAAUUCCAGAUGGCAAAAUCUAUAAUCAAAUAUAUGUAGUCACACAAGCUAUGUUAUAUGCUAUUAUUGCGCCAUUCCUAAUGGGAUUAUUCGGUUAUUUAACAAUGCGAAAUUUGAAACAAGUUCGAGUCACUCCAGUUGUUGUAUCAAAACAUCGACGUACUGAACGUCAACUUAUUCGUAUGCUUCUAUUACAAGUAGGCAUUUAUAUUAUGCUUAAUUUACCAGUCGGUGUAACAUAUUUGUCAGCAGUACUGCCAGUUUCUUAUAAAACAACGCCACUCUUUUUCUUGGUGGCCGAUAUUACUCAAAUAUUAACUUAUGCUUCUAAUAGUUCAAGUUUUAUUAUAUAUAUGAUUGGUAAUCGAUGUUAUAGACAAGAACUUAUGGUAAUUCUACGUACACUCUUUCGUAUGAAGCAACCUGUUAAUAAUCGUAUUGGAACUCAGUCAACAACAACAAAGAGAGAAAAUUUUAAAACAAUUGCUAUCAUAUCAUCUAUGCGAGUGAACAAUCCUGUUCAACAAACAUAUGCACAAUAA